Moneuplotes crassus is the source of this 1064-nucleotide messenger RNA. The record is from the annotation of a GenBank genome assembly. NCBI's taxonomy places the organism in Eukaryota, Ciliophora, Spirotrichea, Euplotida, Euplotidae.
AUAAAUUGUAAAAAAUAAUCAUCAUGAAGAAUACUUUGAGAAAUUAUACAGAGGAUAGUGAUGCCAUGUUAGCUAAGAUUGCUGUUCGUCAGAAAAAUAAUGAACAAAAGAACAUGUGAAUACCCCAGUUUAUGCUUUCGCUAAAAGAUUUCAAAGAUCAAUCAGAGUCUGGCACUUCACCAGCUUCAACUAAUUCAAUGAAGUUUAAAUGCCAAAGUUCCUUAGUUGAGAGAAGAUACAUAAGGAAAUUUACAUCUGAAGUAUCAGAGAAUUUUUAUUCUAGUGAUUUCUUGACACCACAGAAGAAAUCUUGAAAGAAAUCAGCUAAAGGAAACUGUGCUCAAACAUUUCCUAGGAAUAUAAGAACCAAAUCUAUUAGGGAUCUCAAUGAAGAUACUCCUAGCGAUACUGCUUACGACGUGAAUGAAUCAUACUUUGAAUGCUCGAAACUGAAACGGUGCUCGAUAAUUACAUCUUCAAGCCCUUCAGGGAUGUACUUUACCCAUGCAAAGAAGGCCAGGAUAUCUUGUCCAAAAUUUAGAAGAAAUAGUAAUACUUUGAGGGGAACUUCUUUCAUGAUCGAUGAAUCAUCACUUUCACUAAAACCAACAAUAUGUAACUCUUCAGAAAAGUUGAGCAGAGAUAUCAUGAGCAUGAAUAGAAGCCUGGCUUCCUUUGGCAAAUCUUAUGAAUCUCCUCAAUUUUCACAUGAAAUUCUUAGUGAUUCUGAAAGUGAGAGUGUUAAUAAAAGAAUUAUGUGAUCUCUUGGAGUUUGCAAGCCUGUAGAUCAGGACUUCAGUUCUCUUAUGGCUAAGUGAAUGUCUCGGAAUUCCUACCCUGUUUCUAUAAAAAAGGCAGAUGUUGAGGCAGUUAAUGACGAUAUAAAUAGUCUUGAAGUUCUCUUGCUCAAGAAAUAUAAGGCAAUCGAGAAACUCCAAAGCGACCUUAAAUUGGUGGAAGGUGAAAAUACUGAGCUAAAAUCCCAGUUAAAUUGAUUGCUCAUUGACGAAAUGGGAAACUAAUAGGCAAGACCCUAAUUUUUCGUACAUUAAAAAGUUAUGCUG